This is a messenger RNA of Striga hermonthica, 213 nucleotides long. Lineage: Eukaryota; Viridiplantae; Streptophyta; Magnoliopsida; Lamiales; Orobanchaceae. The record is from the annotation of a GenBank genome assembly.
AUGGGGUUUCUGGUAACUACGUUGAUAUUCGUAGUGGUUGGGGUUAUUGCGUCGCUUAGCGCCAGAAUCUGCUGCAACAGAGGACCCUCUGCGAAUUUGUUACAUCAGACAUUGGUUAUUACUGCAACGGUUUGCUGCUGGAUGAUGUGGGCAAUUGUGUAUUUAUCACAGAUGAAGCCAUUAAUUGUUCCAAUUUUGAACGAGUCUGAGUGA